This is a messenger RNA of Saccoglossus kowalevskii, 4169 nucleotides long. RefSeq names its product selenoprotein P (gene SeP). The record is from RefSeq and is marked validated. Lineage: Eukaryota; Metazoa; Hemichordata; Enteropneusta; Harrimaniidae. Gene Ontology annotation, biological process: selenium compound metabolic process. Gene Ontology annotation, molecular function: selenium binding. Gene Ontology annotation, cellular component: extracellular region.
UCCGUCAUGGUGAGUCCCCUCUUUUGUCAGCAUCAGCAUUUAGUGCUUUGUAGCGACGAAACGAGAAGUAUUCUACAGGCGUCUUUAAAAAAAAGUUACUUUCCUGUGACCGCCAAUGGGUCACCAAGGCAUGCUUUUGGCUGCCUUGCUUUCCCUGGCAACAUUGGUAUGCAGCGCCCCCAUUAGUCCGGAGUGUCCGGAUGGGGUGCUGUGGAGCGUCAAUGAAGAGACGCCAAUGUUAGCCAAUAGGGGCAAGGUAGUGGUGGUGGCGUUGUUGCAAGCUAGCUGACAUUUCUGUCUCUCGCAAGCUGAAGCACUUGAAGUUUUGCGAGAAAAAUUCCUAUCCCAAGGCAUGGACGAGAUCAGUUUUUUGGUGGUCAAUUCCAAGAAACUGCACUCUCAGUUCCUGAUUGGGCAUCUGCACCAACGUGUUAGUUUUCCCGUGUACCAAGCACGGUAUGAGAACGACAUUUGGAGCCAGCUAGAUGGAGCAAAAGAUGACAUUAUAGUAUACGAUAGAUGUGGUAAACUUGUAGAUCAUAUUAGAAUGCCAUACAGUUUCCUUGAAAAUGACAAUGUAGAAAGGGCCAUUGUCAGUGCAUAUUAUGAAAAUCCAUGUGGCCGAUGUGAGGUCGUUGAACCUCAGGUGAGCGAAGAUCUAGUGACGUACGAAGUAAACACCUCAUAUGAGGGGUCUGGCGAUAUCAUCGAUGGUGAUCCGCUGGUCUAUUUGAUUGAACUUGAGCAUGAAGUCGAAGAUCUUGAAAAACAAGCACUGGAAAGACAGCGAGUAAGAAACCAUAGCCAAACGAACAGCAGUGAUGAGUCACAGAUGGUUGGUCAGGAUGAGAAAAAUAGUGAGAGCAUGGAGAGCAGGGAAGAUAAAUCAGGCUCUGCGUCAUCAGAGGAGAGCAAGAAAUAUGGCAGCACGGAGAGUAAAUCAGGAUCUUUCUCAUCAGAGGAGAGCAAGCAAGAUGGCAGCAGGCAGUCCGGCUCAUCAGAGGAGAGCAAGCAAGAUGGCAGCAGGCAGUCCGGCUCAUCAGAGGAGAGCAAGCAAGAUGGCAGCAGGCAGUUCGGCUCAUCAGAGGAGAGCAAGCAAGAUGGCAGCAGGCAGUCCGGCUCAUCAGAAGAGAAGAAAAAAGACGAUGACUGGUGGAAGGUAGAGAAAUGGUCAUCAGAAGAUAAACACAGCAAAGAAGAAUCACAUGACAAGAAAAGUAAGGAUAAAGACUCUCUUGAGGCGACAAGAAAAGAUUGGUCGAGCGAGAGUGAUGAAGAUUCUUUUGAAAUGAAAAGAAAAGAUGACAGGCCAACUGAAACUAAUGAAGACAACGGGCAAGAUGCUGACUGGUGGAAAGUCAAAGGGUGGUCAGAAGAGAUGAGCACAAAGAAAGAUCAGUUGAGGGAUAAAGAUGAAGAUUUAAAAGAAAGGCGGCCCAACAAUACAAAAGAUUCAAAGUCAUCAUCAUCAUAUGAUAAACAGGAUGAAGAUCUGCUACUUGAGCAUGUUGAUCACGAUGACAAAUUUGAAUCAGAAAGAUGACAGGAGCUUCACAAUCACAACGAGGUCACCUGACAACGGCUUCAUCAGCUGGGCUUUAAAGACAGCUGAUGCGAGUGAUGUUGAUGUUAGAUUGGAUGCAGUGAAUUAGGAGUAGACUUGUCUGCUCUUAAUCCUCUCGCCCACUCAUGUUGCCAUGGUGAUGAUCAUAAUGUCAUCAGUCGCAUGAUCAUCAUGUGAUUAUUAGAUCCAUCUUGUCACAUGAUUAAUUAAAUCAUGUGACUGGCAUGAUGUCAUCACCAGACUGUCAUGUGAUCAGCCCAGCUAUGACAUCAUCCACGAAUGAAGGUUUUAAGCAAAACCUCAACAGGGGGUCCUUGAAACUGGAUAAUACCGGAUGAUACUGGUUGCAGCUGCGGUGAUCACCAAUGACAUACAUGAGCAUAUUACUAUUCUCUGCACACGUUAAUGACGUACAGAGAUGAGCUAUUUUUAUAUAAUUUACAUUGAACUGUCCAACAUCAGUGAAUGAUGUUUAAUUUCAUAUAUUUCACAGAAGCAAUAUUAAUACUGUAAAUCCUCAUCUGUAGCUUUCUGUAUACAAGUCUAGAAUUUAAAUUAAUAUUGACGAGCUCACUUUUAUAAAAUUCCUGUAUAUCACAUAUAUUAUCUGAUUUGAAGUGCCAUUAUCUAUUAUCUAUCUAUAUAAUGCCAACUAAUACUUUAUUAUUUUUCCCAGAUUUGAAAUAAGAUUUGUUAUAUAAUUUAAAAAAUAUAUGAUGUUAACCAAAUCUGAUCUUAAAAUAUUUGUAUUUUAUUUCAUAUAUUUGAGUUAGAUUAUGCUAAAAGGAGUUGGUCUUUGCGGUCAUGUGCAUUCACAAUAUUGGUGAAUGAAUAUAAGUGCAUACAUUGCCGUGAAUAGUACAGAACCAACAUCAAACACACACGACUGUGACAUACGUCCUUUGACAAAUUUACAAACUGGGUACAAAUCACCUAACUUUAUACCGGUAUCAUACUACUAAUGAUAAUGUUGAAAUUAUUAAAUAAUAUAUCUAGGUUUUAGAAAGUUACUUGAAUGCAUGAAAUAUUUGUGGAUUAUGGACUUGUGGGGUCCUUGUACACAAAUAUGUAGCUGUAAGGGGCAGACCAGUACAAACAGGGGGUAAAUGUGGUUUUUGUACCAUCUCCCCACCUAGAGUUUGUACUGGUCUACCCUUUACAGUUCAUCUGCAGGUAGUAGUCAUUGUUGAUUAUUUAAAGAUUUUGUUAUUGUUAUUUUACAAUACAUUUGUUUUUAUGAAUGAUUUUAUCUUUAUUAUAUAUUUUUUAUUAUCCGGAGCAAAAAUAUGUUUUAUUUUGUCUGCAAUAUGACCAUGUAGGUGGUACCAGAGGUUGAUGAAACAAACAGUUAAAAAAGUAUAAAAAAAUUUAAUUGAGAAGUUUGUAAUAGAAUUAAUUCCAGUGAUCUGUAAUUUGUUAUAAAAUAAAUUAUGCAUCUCUUUGUGUUAGCAGUAACUGAUUUCUGCUCAACAAAAAAACUUGUUUUUGUAGUUUUCUAUAUGACGUCUUUCUGAAAAUCUGUUUCAUGAAAUGGACCGGGAAGGCAGAAAACCUGAAAACUACAGAAAAGUUGUAUUUGCGAGUUUGUUUUCUUUGCUACCAACACAAAGCUAAGCAUAACAGUUUUAAACAUGUGGAGACUAAAAUAAAUAAAUAAAUAAAAAUAAAAUUGCGUUUUUUUUAUUACAACCAAGAAAUCAGACUUCUGCAUUACUCAGAAAACUAAAUAUCCCUCUUAUGUGAAUAUCGUUGUUAUAAAUGCAUUCUAAUGAGCUCUUGAAAAAUGAUUUAUUUUAAGGAGAUGGUAGGUCAGAACUACAUAUCAGACUUGAUUCAACUUUGUCAACUUGGUAGAACUCUUCGUUCAAGUAAUACAUCUACACUUACAGUGCCCAGAGCCAGACUCAAGACACAUGGCGAUCGCUCAUUCUCACAUGCUUCUCCGCCAUUAUGGAAUCAGUUACCAACAGACAUUCGUUCUGCAGCCAGUUUAAACAUUUUCAAAUCUAAACCCAAAAUUUGUAUGUUUCAGAGAGCAUUUCUGUGAACUGACAGCAUCAUUGGGCAUCAUCGUGAUGGAUAUGAGGCGCUAUACAAACUCUUAAUUAUUAUUAUAGGACUUAAUCAGGGCCAGAUUAAAAUAAAAAACAAAACAAAAACAUAAAUUGGAGGAAUAAAGUAUCUAGUAAAAACUAAACAGAUCCUAUUUUGAUUGUUCUCUUGGAAAAUAGAAUGUCAAUCACCUAUCCUAUAAAUACCGUCCUCUAGAGAACCUAUCCUAUAAAUACCGCCCUCUAGAGAACCUAUCAUAUAAAUACCGCCCUCUGGAGAUGAAAUGUUAACAUAAACGAGUGAAAGGGACAAAUACUUAUAUAUGCAAUACCUAGUGAUUCUCCUAUAGCAUUAUGCCACAACAGCAGCCAUUUUGAAUUCAAACACAAGACUUGGUAUCCAUCUAUGAAAACAGCACCGUCUAGAGGUUGAUAGAUGCAAAUAUGCCUUCAAAAAUAAUUUCCAUGCAAAAACCUUAUUACUCCAAUUGUUAAUUGUCAUUUUUUUCCUCAGUAUAGUCCCAAAUUAAAAUUGGUUUUUAUCUUUUGAAACA